Anoplopoma fimbria (sablefish) is the source of this 1314-nucleotide messenger RNA. RefSeq names its product histone H2A. NCBI's taxonomy places the organism in Eukaryota, Metazoa, Chordata, Actinopteri, Perciformes, Anoplopomatidae. The transcript has a single exon. Gene Ontology annotation, molecular function: structural constituent of chromatin; protein heterodimerization activity; DNA binding. Gene Ontology annotation, cellular component: nucleosome. Bases 248 to 634 code for a protein of 128 amino acids. The record is from RefSeq and is a predicted model, not a curated record.
UCCUGAUUGGUGAGGGGCUCCUCGUGGAGCUCAGCCCCGCCUGGAGAAGCGACCCCCCGCCCGGUCUCUGCUGAUCAUUGGCGGAAAAACAUUUCAAAAUGUCCGCCAAAAUCCAGAGAGGGCCGCCCUCUGCUUCUCUGCUGGAAACCUCUUCUCUGAUUGGUUUGUGUGUCAAGAACCCUCCGCGGACUUAAAAAGGAGGGUUUCGGUUGUAUUGCCACUUUCAUUUCUCUAAACGCAUCUAACGAUGAGUGGCAGAGGGAAAACCGGAGGAAAAGCCAGAGCUAAGGCAAAGACCCGCUCCUCUCGUGCUGGGCUCCAGUUCCCAGUCGGUCGUGUUCACAGGCUGCUGCGUAAAGGGAACUACGCGCAGCGGGUCGGUGCCGGCGCCCCCGUCUACCUGGCGGCGGUGCUGGAGUACCUGACCGCUGAGAUCCUGGAGUUGGCUGGAAACGCUGCUCGCGACAACAAGAAGACUCGUAUCAUCCCCCGUCACCUGCAGCUGGCUGUCCGCAACGACGAGGAGCUCAACAAACUGCUGGGCGGAGUGACCAUCGCUCAGGGCGGCGUGCUGCCCAACAUCCAGGCGGUCCUGCUGCCCAAGAAGACCGAGAAGGCCGCCAAGUCCAAGUAAACAUGGAGACUCUCUGUCUGCUGGAACCAGCACCAAAAAGGCUCUUUUAAGAGCCAAACACUCAUCUGAUAAAGAGCUAUUCAUUCAUGCCAUUUACUGGCGAAAACCAUAUUGUAAAUGAACAUCACCGCAUGAAUAAGAUGUUAAUGUGCAUAUGAAAUCUAAAAUAUUAAUUUGGUUUAUUGAUCUAAAGUUGGGCCCAACGGUAGUUAUUCCAGAGUUGACUUUGCACACAAAAUAAGGGUUGUGUCCCAUUUGCUUGAUACAUUGAGAAAAAUCUAUUGAUUUUAAAAAAGAACACGAGUAAAGCAAGUUAUUCUGUUUUGGCAAAAUGUGACGGGAAAGCAUUGCAAUCAGUGCUAUGUUUGUAUCAUUUCAGUCAUGUAAAAUCCAUGUAAAGCUGUUAAUAGUAUAAUAGUAAUGGUAUGCUUGUUUUUUUCAGGGCUGGAAUUGCAUUUGAUUUUCAUUAUCAACUUGUAUGGCAAUUAUUUUCUCAAAUAAUCUUCCUUGUCUCUAAUGUAAAAUAAAAUGCCUUUCAUAAUUCUCUACAUCCCAAGGUGAUUCAUUCAAAUGUACUGUGUCCAAAUGCUACAAAACCCAAAUGUAAUCUGUGAGCUAUCCCGUAUGAUAAAGAAAAGCCUCCAAACUUCACUAUGAAAAAGUGAUUUUAUUUUUUUAUA